CCCAAAAUAAUAAAAUAAAAAAUCAAAGGAGCUUCCUUUUUUCCGCUCUCGUCUCCGUUUACCCUUUUGGUUUGGUUAUUCCUUUAAAACCUUUGGCUCAUUGUAGAAUCAAAUCCUCUUUAUCUUUCAUUGUUUCCCUUGAAUUAGCUCUGAAAAGGUUCUUCAUUCUUCUCCCUUGGAUUGCUCUGAACAAAAGAAUAAAGACCAUGGAUGAACUUCAUGGAAACAAUGGUCGUAUGCACAUUGGCGUAGCGCAAGAUCCAAUGCAUGUGCAGUAUGAUCAUCACGGCUUGCACCAUAUCGACAAUGGAAACGGUAUGAUGGAUGAACAUACUGAUGGUGGGAUGGAUGAAGGAGUGGAGACAGACAUUCCUUCUCACCCUGGAAACUCAGCUGAUAAUCGCGGUGAAGUUGUAGACCGUGGUAUCGAAAAUGGAGAUCAAUUGACAUUGUCAUUCCAGGGACAAGUUUAUGUUUUUGACCGUGUCUCGCCUGAGAAGGUUCAAGCUGUCCUUUUGUUACUUGGUGGACGUGAAGUACCCCAGACACUCCCGACAUCCCUAGGAUCACCUCAUCAGAUCAAUAGGGGUCUAUCUGGUACUCCUCAACGGCUUAGCGUCCCGCAGCGGUUAGCUUCUUUGCUCAGAUUUAGGGAGAAACGAAAAGGGAGGAAUUUUGAUAAGACAAUUCGCUACACUGUGAGGAAAGAGGUAGCCUUGAGAAUGCAACGUAAGAAAGGACAGUUCACAUCGGCUAAAUCAAGCAAUGAUGAUUCUGGAUCCACUGGAUCGGAUUGGGGGUCAAACCAGAACUGGGCCAUAGAAGGGACUGAGACUCAGAAGCCAGAGGUUUUAUGUCGACACUGUGGAAUAAGUGAGAAGUCAACUCCAAUGAUGCGACGUGGACCUGAUGGGCCAAGAACACUUUGUAAUGCAUGUGGACUAAUGUGGGCAAACAAGGGAACUCUUAGAGACUUGUCCAAAGUCCCUCCUCCUCAAACACCUCAGCAUCUACCUCUGAAUAAGAAUGAGGAUCCAAAUCUUGAGGCUGAUCAAAUGAAUGGAGUAGCUGAUGACAUUAGCAACUCACAGUGAGAACUGAGAAACCAUUCAAGCAAGAAAUUAUCUCAACAGAAACAGUUAUCAUUUUCUUUUAUGAUGGAAUCGAAUCUGAGUUGGGUUUAGGGUUUCUCUGGGUUCAUAAUCUGUUGUAAUCUCUGAGUCUUUGUGGACACCUUUUAAUCUUUUACAAAUUAUAAGAUACUCUUCACUUA
Messenger RNA from Arabidopsis lyrata subsp. lyrata, 1273 nucleotides. Its product is annotated as GATA transcription factor 24. The transcript has 8 exons. Bases 207 to 1094 code for a protein of 295 amino acids. The record is from RefSeq and is a predicted model, not a curated record. Gene Ontology annotation, molecular function: sequence-specific DNA binding; zinc ion binding; protein binding. Gene Ontology annotation, biological process: regulation of DNA-templated transcription. NCBI's taxonomy places the organism in Eukaryota, Viridiplantae, Streptophyta, Magnoliopsida, Brassicales, Brassicaceae.